AUGUUUUGUCUAUCGAAGCUGCUUAAUGGAUUGACUGUUGCGCCAUUGCGUCCGCGGUCGCUUAAAAGCCUCCCAUCAAUGCGUGCGUUAAGUGUACAAAAACACGGAGAUGAUGAUGAUGUGGAGCUCGAAGUGGACGAUCAAGAGUUACACUGGAAUGAUCUGGACAAACUGAACGAAAAUGUGAGCUAUAAUGUGGAGGAGCACGUGAAGCAAAAGGUACGCAUACGUCGCGCACAGCACUCGAAGCGCCGCUUUGUCGACCGCAUUCGCAUCAAGGCCACAGGUGGUCACGGUGGCAACGGUUGUGCGAGCUUUGUUGCCGAGUCAACGACGCGUAAGCGUCCUAAUGGAGGACACGGCGGUGCAGGAGGUGACGUGAUAAUUGAAGCCAACGAUAAAGUGCAGAAUUUAGCAAAUGCUACUCAUCAUUUUAAAGGUGAAUCAGGCACCAACGGCAUGCCAAACGAUUCUGCUGGAAAGAGAGGCAAGUAUUGUUACGUUAAGGUUCCAUGUGGCACACUCGUUAAGCGUGUCGAACGUUACGAGCGUGAAAUGGAUACUGGCGAGUAUGAGGUUGUGGACAGAAUGGAGGUUGUGGCUGACCUGGACAAACCAGGUACAACUUUUUUGGCUGCAAAAGGGGGUAAACCUGGACUAGGUAACCGCAUUUUGGCUGGCAAGACGACCAAAUCUGGACGACUACGCAAACUAAUGCCUGAAAACAAGACGAGAGGGUCGCCUGGUACAUCGCAGUAUUACGAGCUGGAGCUCAAAACCAUUGCUGAUGUUGGACUUGUGGGAUAUCCUAAUGCUGGCAAAUCUACCUUGCUCAGUGUGCUGAGUCGUGCUACUCCUGCGAUUGCACCAUACCCUUUUACCACACUUCAUCCGUACGUGGGCAUUGUGGAGUUUCCAGACACAUAUCGGCUGAGUGUGGCGGACAUUCCAGGACUGAUUGAUGGUGCGCACCGCAAUGUCGGUCUAGGACACGACUUUUUGCGCCAUAUUGAACGAACAAAGAUUUUGAUGUAUGUGCUUGAUACAGCAGGUUCUGAAGGACGAGAUCCUUUAGUUGAUUUCAACCACUUACAACGAGAGCUGGAGCUGUACGCUCCUGGAAUUUCCUCGCGGCCUUCUCUUAUCGUUGCGAACAAGAUGGAUGAGCAAGGAAAGCUGCGACAAUCAACCGAUCUCGCUGUACUUCCAGUCAGCGCAUUGCAUAGAGUCGAUAUUGAUACGGUAGCGCGCACACUUCGAUGGAUGAUUGAGAACGAUAGCUAG
This is a messenger RNA of Plasmopara halstedii, 1284 nucleotides long. Its product is annotated as obg family gtpase. Bases 1 to 1284 code for a protein of 427 amino acids. The transcript has 5 exons. Gene Ontology annotation, cellular component: mitochondrion. Gene Ontology annotation, molecular function: GTP binding; magnesium ion binding; GTPase activity. The record is from RefSeq and is a predicted model, not a curated record. Lineage: Eukaryota; Oomycota; Peronosporomycetes; Peronosporales; Peronosporaceae.